Molecule: messenger RNA, 3777 nt
Organism: Sciurus carolinensis (gray squirrel)
Lineage: Eukaryota; Metazoa; Chordata; Mammalia; Rodentia; Sciuridae
Gene: Tex22
Product: testis expressed 22
Exons: 4
Coding region: 1066-1653 (195 amino acids)
Source: RefSeq, a predicted model, not a curated record
GGGGAGAGAGUCCGCCUCUGUGGAACCGCGGUGCGUGCGCCCGCCUCCGCCUCGGGUCCCCGCGGGGGCCAGCCCCGCCCCCACAGGACCCCGCGGAAGCUCCCUGUGACCCGGCAGAGCCAGCCCCGCCCCCACAGGACCCCGCAAGGCCAGCCCCGCCCCCACAGGACCCCGCGGAAGCUCCCUGUGACCGGGCAGAGCCAGCCCCGCCCCCACAGGACCCCGCAGAGCCAGCCCCGCCCCCACAGGACCCCGCGGAAGCUCCCUGUGACCCGACGGAACCAGCCCCGCCCCCACAGGACCCCGAAAGGCCAGCCCCGCCCCCACAGGACCCGCAGCGCCAGCCCCGCCCCCACAGGACCCGAAAGGCUAGCCCCGCCCCCAUAGGACCCGCAGAGCCAGCCCCGCCCCCACAGGACCCCGCAGAGCCUCUCUGUGACCCCGCAGGACCCCGCCCUCCCUCUCUGUGACCCCCAGAGCCUCUGUGACCCCCGCAGAACCCUACCGAACCACUCUGUAUUCCCCUCCCUUCAAGCACCCCGCGGAGCCCGCCUGUUUCCCGUGUCCCAGUCCCUAGGAACCCUAAGUGCCGGCCCCUCCCCUGUUCUGCUUUUACCCACUGUGCCGAUUCCUCCCCUCUCCAUCGUGCGUCUUCUUCCCUCCCCACCGUGGGUCCUGACCUCCACUGUCCCUCCCUCUCAGCGCAGACCCCCAGACGGUGGGGACUGAGGCCUGCCUUGGGUGUGGUGUGAACGUGGAGCCAGGGUCACAGGAGCGAGGUUGGCCCGGGUGGGUGCUAGGAGCCAGGGCUGUAGACAGGAGACUGCGCGAGUCUUCCCACUGGGAUGCUGAUGUGGAGGGCAGUGGCCACAGGAGUAGUGAGGAGCACAGGGCCAGCCAUUGGGCAACAGUCUGGUCAGUGGCUGGAAGGUGGCCCUAGCACAGCCUAAUUUUGCCGCCAUCUGACAGAGGGGCCCUGGGAGCCUGGGGGAUCCUGCCCCACCCUAUCCAGCUCCUUCCUCUAGAGCCUCAGAGGUGAAGACCCACAACCUGCUGAGGGUCAAGAUGGACAGCAGGCAGCUGUGGGCACAGCACUUGCAGCUCACCCAAGAGCACAGGCAGCCCUCUCCCCCAGGGGUCCUGUCUGUGGCCAGGGGCCAGCCAGGUUCCCAGAGCAGUGACCAGCAGGGACUGCAAACACAGGACUGGGUGCAGGAGGCAGCAGAAGCAGGACACCUCCCUCUGCACACAUGCCACCUACUGCCUUUCCUCCCUGGAGUGGUGAGAGACCAGCCUGGCAACACUGGACAUGUGAAGGCAGCCCUGCUCGGAAACCGCUUCCUGGUGUGCGAGCCGCAGGAACCCAAGUGCCCGAGCCGCCACUGGAGCAUCAGCAUCGACGAGCGCCGGCAGCUGGCAGUGCUGGGCGCCCAGGAGAGGCAGGACGUCGCAGGCGCCCCCUCCCAAGGCAGGGACAUUACACAGAUGGUGGCGGAGCUGGUGUCCAAGGACGUGGUCAAGGACGUGCUCCUCAUGCAGCCGCUCAGGUCUGGGGGGUCCACUGAGGCCUUCCACGAUGUCCCGGCUCGGAGCACACCUUUCUGGCAGACUGCAACUUUGAAGAGCCGGGCCUCGCAAACACCCCGCUCCUAGGAGCCCUCUCAGUCCUCAGUUUUCCAGAGCUUUUCCUUGGGGAAGGCCUUGGGGGAGACCUUCGUGCCCUCCUUGUGCCCAUGCACUGAGGAGAAAACAGGCCUAGAAAGCACUGCUGGCCUGAUGCCUGGGGCCUGCCUGGGGAGGGCUGCUGCCCUGCCUGCCCUGACCUGGAGGGAGAGGGGUGGAGGGGGCCUUCCCUGGAAAACCCCAGCCUGCCUCUAGUCUGCCAGAAGAAAGAAGCACUGGGGCACCUGGGCUGCUGGGGCUGAGCAGCACUGUGGGUGCCUAGGGGCAGGGGUGUCCAUGUUAUGCCUUGGGUCCUGCCCCUAAAGCCUGGGUGGGCACGGGACCCAGCAGUGAUGCUGUGGUGCAGGCAACUGGGGCAGAGGCACACAUGAGGUGCUGGACACAGGCUUUCUGAUUAAGGAGGUGCUUCCCAGGUCUGGAUGUGAACUUGGAGUUGGACGAGGGCUGAGAGGGCAGUGUGCAUAGAGGGUCCAGGGUAGCCCUGAGAAGCUGGCUGGACAGGUGGCCCUCAGGCCCUAGGCCUGCAACCCUAACUGCCUUGUCUCAAGGCUAGGGGCCCGCAGAAGGGUUCUGAGUUGGGGGUGACAAUACAGGCUGUGUUUUGAGGAGAUGGAGCUGGAGGGGACAGGGGUGAGAGAGAAAGGAGGGAGGGUUCCCAGCCCUGCUGGCUGGCAGUAUGCAGAGUGAGCAGGUGGCCCUGGACUCAGUGACCUACUUACCGGCUGCUUGGGUUUUUGCAUGGGCAGGGCUGGUGAGGGGCUUUGGGUUGAGAGGAGGUGACAGCCACUUGGACCUUGUACACACUGGCAAACUGGCAGUGCUGUCCCAGAGCCCAAGGUGAGACACAGAUGUAGCCAUAAGGCGACUGCUGCCCCUGAACACCUCUCCUCUUCUCUGCCUCCCUCACUGUAAGGUGCAGUGGAAGUCCUCUUCUUUCAGGGGAGCUGGGCACAGCCCUCCCAGUUCAGUGUGAUUUUUGUCCUCUUUGUUCAUCAUGACCAGAGUGGGGGAGGGCCGGCCAUGAAGCCACAGGGACUGGCGGAGGCGAUCUAAGAGGUGGGACCAUCAUGAUCCCUCCCCUUCCUAAGGCCCCUGACAAAGAUGUGGGAGGUGCUCUGGGCCAGGCCUUGUGCUGGGCAGGAAACAGGAGGGUCUGUCACAGUGCAGAGUGGGAGCUAAGGUGUCAACGGUCACCAUGGAGGUUGCGUGCUGUGUAGUUCUGAGUGAAUUUAAGACUGUGUUGUUUUCACUCGCGGCUGGAGCGGCCUGGGCUCAUGCUACCAAUUCCAAUCUCACCUGGGAGUCCCGUGAUGCUCAGAGCUCCCACAGGGCUCCUUCCCAUCACAGCAGCACAAGCAAAGCCUUGGGGUCUUGGGGCUGAACUGACCCAUCCCCUAGUGGUGGACAUGGCCACACAGCCAGCCCUGCUUAGUGGACAUGAGAUCUGUCUCUCAGUGGGGAUCAGCAGUGAGUGCAUGGCCCUGCAGGGCCUGGACAUGUCACCACAGUCGGGGGAGGGGGCCACCUGUAGUUUCUUACCUUUGCUGUAACAAUUGCUACAAGAUUAACGUUGUGAAACAGUGCACUCUCUCCUGCCUGUGAAGUCUCGCUGGGGGGUCCAGGUGUGGGCAAGGCCGUGCUCCUCUGGAGGCACUGGGGGACCAAGUCCUGCAUUCUCAGCUUCUAGAGGCUGCCUGCUGCAGCUGCUCUGCCUCUGCCCUGCCUCCCUCGCCCCUGGUGAAGGACUCCACUGGGUCCAGAUGACCCAGGAUGAUCCCUGUUUUGAGGUCAAACCUUCGCCCUAUCUGGAAAUUAAGACAUGGACUUUUUUAUAACACAUGCCUGUAACCCCAGCAACUGGGGAGGCUGAGGCAGAAGAUCUCAAGUUCCAGACCAGCCUCGGCAACUUAGGCACUAAGAACUGUCUCAUAAAGUGAAAAGGACUGGGGGGCUGGGAUUGUGGCUCUGUGUUACAUGCUCGCCAGUAUGUCUGAAGCACUGGGUUCAAUCCUUAGCACCACAUGCAAAUACAUAAAUAGAAUAAAGGUGUCCAUCUACAGCUAAAAACAUUUUAAAUAGGGCUGGGGAUGAGGC